GCGAGCAGCCCAGCACCUACUCGCGCGAUGUCGCGCUGGCUCGGGAUGCGGCCCGGCGGCAAGCGCUCGCGGCGGCACACCCCGCGCACGAAAUGACUACAACAACGACCACAACCCAACCCGCUGCAACUCGAUCCGGCCCCGCCCUGCGUUCUCAGACGACACCAUGACGUCCGACACGGUCGGUCAAGUCGCUACCGCCACCGUCCAGCGCAAGAGCCUACUCCGCGCGCUCCGUAGUCGCCGUCGUGCGUCUAGGCCAAGCUGACUUCUUCACUACCGCUUCUGACUGGGGGAUCGUGCGUGACGACGUGAACGUGGUCAGAGGGGGGCAGAGUGAUUCCGUGCGUUACUCGGGAAGGCGUGCACGUGUGUGUGAGUGCGUCCGUGGCGCUUCCGGAUCUCCUCCCUGCGCGACAUCGGCCGGCGGUGCCCCGAUGGGGGAAACGCGACCGCCGGCGUGUCUUCUCUUGACUCGGCGGCGGCGUUGGUGGCGGAGCGGGCCAACCUCGCCGCAUUCGUCGUCGCGGGCUAGCGUGCUGCCGACGACCCGGCGAGUGGUGGCGGCGAUCAAUACGGCUCGGAGAAGAAAGACGGCCGGUCGCGGUUGUUGAGGGGCCGCACGACGAGCAAAGCGAGCGGGAAGAAGGUGGUCGCGAUGCACCUGCACUUCGAGCGGAGCUGGUCGUCGCGCACCGACUGCUCGGUGCUGUCGCUCACGUGGAUGGGCAAGGUGCCUGAUGAGCUGCCCGAGGAGGACGGCUGGCGACUGAACCGCGUCAACUACUACCAGGACGGCUGGUUGGCGUCCGGCAACGCGCGCGGCAUCGUGGGCGUCACCUUCACCACAUGCCAUUGCCGCAAGACGGCCGAGCACCCUCAGCGCACAAACUACAACCUCCGCGGUCACCGGUCCGAGGUGACGCUGGUCAAGUGGAACGAGCCGUACCAGAAGCUGGCGUCGUGCGACAGCAGCGGCGUGAUCUUCGUGUGGAUCAAGUACGAGGGGCGCUGGUCCAUCGAGCUCAUCAACGACCGCAACACCCAGGUGACCGACUUCGCCUGGAGCCACGACGGCCGCAUGGCGCUCAUCUGCUACCGCGACGGGUUCGUGCUCGUCGGAUCGGUGGCCGGCCAGCGGUACUGGUCCUCCACGCUGCAUCUGGACCGCGCGGCCGUGCUCUGCGGCAUCUGGACGCCCGACGACCACCAGGUUUUGUUCGGCACAUCGAACGGCCAGAUCCUGGUGAACGACAUGCACGGCGAGCUGGUGGCUCAGGUGACCCUGAACGAGGAUGCCGCCAUCGUUGCCAUGGCGUGGUCCUGCGAGAAAUUCAAGAUGGAAGAGGCAGACGACGACAACAACCGAACAGCGGCGGCCUCCAAUGGAGACGCCUCCUCCGUCCCGCCCGCACAGGCUCCCGAAUCCAAGAUAUCCGUCCUGGCCGUUUGCUUCAGCAACGGAGCCAUUCAUGUCAUGAAGAAUUACGACGACAUCUCGCCUACCAUCAUCAACACCGGUCUCAAAGACAUCAAAGUGGAGUGGUCUAACAGCGGCGAAGUGCUUGCUGUUGCCGGCGUCGCUUCGGAUUCUACCGACGGAGACUGCCGGAACCGCAUCCACUUCUACACGGACGCAGGGCUGCUUCGUUUCGUGGCUGCCAUACCAUACACGCAGAGCCCAGUGACGGCCCUGACGUGGGGUCACAACGACAAGCGGCUGUUCGUGGCCACGGGAAGCGUGAUCCACAUUGGCUGGGUGACGCGGCGGAUGGCCUCGCUGCAGCUGCUGUCCCGGUUAACGCUGCACCGGGCACUCAGGGACGAGGCGGCUGUGCACACGCUCCCUUUGCCUCGAAGGUUGCGAGCCCUGGUUGCCAACCUCUUCGGGCAGACCGUCAAGUGCUACCUACCGGAGGCGCACCAGCUGCGCGAGUUUGUGUCCCGUCCGCACCACGUGCGUCUGCACUGCACCAUGGUGCGCCACGACACCGAAGACCUGGUGUCGGGCAGCGCCACCUACACCCUGUUCCUCGAGUACCUGGGCGGCCUGGUGCCGCUACUGAAGGGCAAGCGCGCCUCCAAACUGCGGCCUGAGUUUGUCAUCUUCGACCCCGAGCAGCCGGCCGGACAGGCCAGCAAUGUUCGCCAGGGGUCGUCCUAUGGCCGCAGCUCGCCCGGAUUGGGUGCCGAGUCGGGCACCAUGUCUACUACUUUGAGGGACGCCACAGUUGGCGCGGCCUUGACGUCCGACAGUGACCCGGACGAAGGCUGCGCCUCGUCUCCGGGCCGCCGCAGGAGAGCGGCGCGCAACGCGGCUGCAGCGGACGCAGCUCUCGCAGGCGACGGCAUCUCGCUAUCGUCUCGCGGUGGCUGCGGCGGUGCUGCGCGCCGCGAGCUCCUGUACACGGACGAGCUGCCGGAGAGCGAGAAGAUCGUGGCCGUGACGUCCAACCUCUGGGGCACCAAGUUCAAGGUGCUGGGCCUGGCCCGCUGGCUGCCGGCCACGCUUGGCACGGUCACGUAUCGCACCAGCCUGCUGCACCUGCAGCCGCGCCAGAUGACGCUCCUCAUCAAGGAGCUGCAGGGCCCGCAACCGCCGCCGGCCGCCGCCGCCGCCUCUUCUUCCUCUUCUUCCUCUUCGCGCUCGCUCGUUCUCCACAACGGUACCACCGUGGCGGCGGCCGAAUCGGCUGUGGGCUCUGCGGCGCAGGUGGUCGCUGGCUUUUCGGAGGACGAAGACGACGACAUGUGUGACCCUGUGGCGAGCGAGGAGACCGCGGCGCCGAUCGCCCCGAUGACGCCCAAGAAGAGGUGCGGCAUGGGCCGUAGUCCGGGCCUGCCGGACCCGGAGACCGGCGUGCUGCCCGCCGAAGGGGAGCAGGCCGUGGCGUGUUGCACCGGUGGCGGCUGCGGCGACGAGGAGUACCUGACGCUCGAGACGACGGCCGAGGCCGGCGUGCAGCGACUCGCGCUGCGCCAGGCGGGCCACCGGCCGCAGGGCACCACCAUGUCGCUGCACGCCGACGCCCUGCCAGGAACCUCCUCGUCCGCCUGUCACGAAGAGGCCACGUCGCCGUCCAAGAAGCCACAGGCCGAACUCAGGCCCGAGUCGAGGCCCGGCUCAGCCAGCGGGCACUGCUUGGGUGAAGAAGAGAAAGUCACACCACUUGCUCGGUUCACGGGGGAGUCGGCCCCCCACAGGUCUGGCGCGGCCCCCGGGGCAGCAGGAGUCCGGCACCUGCUGGACCCGGUGCCCCGCUGGGCGGACAAGGCCGCCGAGCUCAAGUACAUCGAUGACGAGCAGCCCGACGAGGGCGUCGUCGGCGACGUGGCUUCGGUGCUGCUGCUCAGCCACCACCGAAACCGGAGCAGCAUCGGGCCGCCCAACGCCGACUUCCUGGUCGGCGACCCGCGAAGCCGCGGCUGCGACGCCCGCCGGCUCACGCUGCGCUCGGGCUCGUCCGCACCGCAGCAGCUGCAGCAACAGCAGCAGCAGCAAAGUUCACACGGAGUAGCACAGGCGUCUUCCUCCUCCGCCAGCUCCAGGAGCAGCGAUGACGCCGCUGAAGCGGCGCGCGCGCUCCUCGCCGAGAAGUUGCAGCACAGAAACACCGAGGAGCCUGCCUGCGUAUGCGAGGCAUCGCAGAACUCCUCGCCGGCGACGGCGCGCAAACUGCGCUUCGCCGAAGAGAACCCUUUCGUGUGCACCACCACCUCCGCGGACUGCGGCGGUGCCUCGCUGGCCAUUCACGCGGCGGGCAGCUCGCGUGGCACCGCGCCUGGUAACUCGCUGUCUCCGCAACCGACGCUGUGCAGCGGUGCCUCCGAGGACGAAGGAAACCGGACGACGAGCCGGGAGAGCACGCCAUCGGCGAGCCCGUGCCGCCAGCCCCGACGACACCGGGGAUCGCUGCCGAUACCCAGUGCAGCCGGUGGCGGUGCGUCAACACCAGGGCUGGGCGCCGUCGGCACGGGUGACGAAAGUGGUGGCUCGGCGCCGUCAUCGCCGGCGCUGAGCCGUAGUAUCCCGUCGUCGCCGGUGUCCGGCCGCAAGAGCCGGCAGCAGCAGCUGCGCACGCUGCUCUAUAGCCCGCUGCUUCUGCGCAAAGUGCGCGGCGGUCGCGGGCAGCGCAGCGGCGCGGUCCUGGACAGCUCGGACGAAGAAGGAGGCCAGAGCGGCGAAGAGGUGCUCUCGGACGGCUUCCGCGACCUCGAGAGCAUGCAGAAGGCGCACAUACGCAAGAAGUUGAAGAAGCGCCAUGGCAAGGUGCACCAGCAGGAGAUGCUGCCGCCCAGCAAGCCGCCGCCCAUGUACCGCGAGUUUGUGCUGCACAACAAGGCGCCCCUGUGGAACGAAGUAAGCCAGGUCUACCAGCUGGACUUUGGCGGUCGCGUCACCCAGGAGUCGGCCAAAAACUUCCAGAUUGAGUUUAAAGGAAACCAGGUGAUGCAGUUCGGGCGCAUCGAUGGCAACGCCUACACGCUCGAUUUCCAGUACCCGUUCAGUGCCCUCCAAGCAUUUUCCGUCGCUCUCGCCAACGUAACGCAGCGGCUGAAAUGACACGCUGCGCUCUUCAAGAGGGACCGUUGAACACUUCCCGUCAUAGUGCUCGCUCCAUAUUUUUUUCCUUACUUCUUUCUCUCCGAGUGCAAUCUGUCCGCGGAAAUGGAGACAGGAAAGAAAGAAGCCAAGCAGGAAGCUCAACUCAACUUUGGGCAACAUGAUGGACAACGAGCAACGAAGAAAAGGCCAGAACAGGAGAGCGACGGUGGCCGAAACAGGCCGCAACACUGAUGGAUGAAUGUGAGGAUUCGAGGCAUGACCUGGGAUCGCGGUGUUCCAGUGUCUGAGAGAAACGUCCCUGCUCGAUUUAUAGUGGACAACCAGGUAGAGUGAAGAGGCUGCAAACGUUCAAUCGUGAGAGUAGUGCAUCCGGAGCUUCCACCAGUUAUAUUCUUCUUUCCUUUUUCUUUAUUUUUUUCUGUGUCUCUCUACGGGAAAAAUGUGCUAAUGUUCUUUUUGUCGAUCGCUGGUACCUUCCCCUCCUGAGUUGUCCUGACAAAGGUGUUAUUCGCAAUCUCUCAUAUGAGAAUCUCACAAUAGGAGAGGUUCACAUUGUCACCCAUUGAUGUGGUGUGGAAAGUAAGAGCUGAAGUGUCUCUUGGUUCACUCAAGGUCGCCGCGAAUGACAGACUAAAAAACACCGGCAAAAUCCGGCUUGAUCUCAUGACACAAUGCAAUCGGAUGAUAAUACUGACCAUAGUGCCAUGGCUGUGCAAGCAGCCAGUGAAAUUAGCUGUUCAGAUAGGUGGUAGGACGGCGUUAUAGUGCUCAAAUACUUAAAAAAAUGUGCUAGUCAUCCACUAUAAAGGGGGAGGGGGUAAUUUUUAGUUAUCAUUACUUUUGGAAUCGGUAGGAACACUGUCAAGCGAUUGUCUUGUUUCAUAACUGUGAAUAACAGCGAGAAAUGCGCGUUACCUAACAGAGUAAUCGAACAUUUCUUUCAUUGAUCGUGUAGGCAGCUAGAAGCGCCUUUCACAGUAGGCCUGCCCAGCUAGGAACCUUGUUCACGCUUUCAUCGUAAUAACGACAAGGUUCGAAGACUUCGAGCCAGAGAGCAGCAAGGUAUCGCCGAAUGCGUUAGCUGCGCGUUUCUUUUUGAAUGCCCAUCACAUUUGGAUCCAAACCUUGUCUGACUCUUUAGUUGCACUAAAUUUGCAAGCCUAGAUUACGUCGAGUUUAUAAAGCAAGCUGGAGCAGGCUUCGCAUACACUUCGUACAACUUUGAGCACACGUUCAUGCAUAAAAAUGUCUUUCAUACGCCUGUGCAUAUGCAGUAUCAUUAUAUUUCUCAAGUAUGCGCAGUGCCAAGCAAACAACACAUUUAUCAAACACAAUAAGUACAGAAAAUAUACAGCAGUAACUCGCAGUUCCUGCAAACUGUAGAUUCGCAGACCUGACCUAACGCGUAACGCAGGCUUUGCAAUAAAUGCAGCGGAGAAAGAAUCUGAUACAAGAAACGAACUUAUCUGUUGUCUUGGGAAAAUAUUUGCGAUAAGUCAAUAUGCUGGCUCGAAUCACACUUCUGUUUGAUACCAGCAGAAUGCUGCUUCAGUAUUCGAUGGCUCUAAGGAUUCAAUCACCGCACUGGCGUUCGGCUACUUCUAUAUAUGGUGAUGAGCAAAAAACAAUUUGCUGCAACUGGGAGUAUUUAGAGUCUCUGAUUGUACUCAAGGUGAUUCGUAAAUGAGCUACCAGGAUACUAUUUCUAACCUGCGAUAAACUUCACAUGGUUAUUCAUCUACAGUGUAAGCGCUGUUUAGAACCACUAAACACUUCGACGUCACAUAUAAAUGCUCCUCCUUUUUCGCUCUGCGCAGGCGCAUCGUGUCAAAACAAGCAUUGUUAUGUCUUCGCUUGCGUUGCAUUGUUAUCUGUACUGCCAACCGUAGGAAAGACGGUAUCGCUGAGGCACACUCAGCGACGGCUAAUCAAAACUGGAACGUAAUAAUCAAAGCUGAUAAACCAUGGCGUACUGCGUUAUUAUUGCAUAUGAACGUGUUGUCGGCAAGUCUUGCACGUUUUUGUAGUCCUCAUCUCUGAGGCGAGCGAGUGGUUCUAUUCUCAGCUAUGCUAAUACCUACGCCCGUCAAGGGCAAAAGCUAAUUGAGCCCAAGCUAGAGAGCCUGUCUCUAAAGACAAAAUCUCCCAGCGUGACGAUAGUUUUGUUCUUGUGUUUAGGCAAAACGAGCUGCUUUAGCGCAGCUGAUUGUUUUUUUUUUAUCGUGUUCCCUGACCCUCGUCUGCGUGCCCCCUAAAUAUCUUGUGUUGAGGUGUUUUCCAGCGGGUGUACGAGGAUCCCUUGGAACUUCUAUCGAGAGUUCGCGCUGGCCUAGGUGCUUUCUGACAGAAAAAGCACUUUCUCAGCGAUAUCGAAAAAAUAACAUGGGAUCUCGAAAAAAAAAAGAUUUUUCGAGCUGUAUCGGUUCUCCCAUUGUAAAAAGCAGUUAAAUGCUGCCUAGCUAGUGGCACCUUCUUAGAGAACCGAACACAGGGAAGAAUAGCCCGAUUUUGUUCGUAACUUUCCGGGAAGUCAUGUGCACUGACGCUGCAGUCAUGUGCUAGAGCAAGCGCGAACAAGUAUUUUGUUCAAGAGAAGAAAACUAUGAGGAUAUACUACGUUGUUCUUCAAACGCAGACAGAGUUGAAUUUGAAAUUGAACCGUUGAGAGCAAUUGCUGCGCUGGGCCUUCGGCACCUCCCAAAAAAAGACUAGACGCGCCUACAGUUACAGACUUCGUGCGUCAAUUUUUGUUGCCGUUUCUUUGUCGUUGACCUACCAUAUAUAAACUCAAAAUUGAGGAAAGCAGCGUUGCAGCAGACGAAGCUGGUUGUCCAGUGGUUGUCGAAUGGUCGUCAAGUUGCCGCUACCUUUUCGGCGAACUUGGGCACGAACGUCUAGAGUGACUCGGUCAGGUGUAUGUCAACGAGAACGGGUCCCGGCUUUUAGCGUGCGUACUAAUACUCAUACUCUAUACCCAUAACAAGCCUGCAUGCGUGCGUAACUCAGCGAAGAGGCAUUCUAAUAUUUAUGAAAAGAAAACAUGAGUUUGCCUUCCACGCUACAGACGUAGAAGAUGAAAAAAAAAGUGUGCAUAACUUGCCAGCAUUUUUUCUAUGUGUAACAGCCUGUUGCCACUGCGAAGCUAAGAAGAGGAGAAAGAAACUCACCGUUCUUUAAGCUUCGCAGCUUUUCGUGCUUUCUACUGAGUGUUUGUGUUUCACUCGGUGGACACGUUGUGUUUGUCUCUCUCUGCCCGGCGGGAACUGUGCAAUGAUCAGUAUAGAGACGGUGGUGUGCAUACGUGUGCGCGCUCAUGGAGUGCGACGACCGUACAUAUAUAUUUUUUCCCCUCUCUCAUCUUCAAAUGGUGCAAUCACCUCGCCCGUUGCCGCUAUUUUGACGCCACGUUGGUGGUUUGUUCCACUGUUUGUUUGCUGUCGCUCGCUUGUUUCGGUUGUGUACUUUUUGCCAAAACAUUUGUGUGCGCGAGUGAAUGUGUGUGCGUGUGUGUCUGCAAUCCUGUGUGCGAAGGCGUGCGGCGUAGAUGUGCGCCAAUAUUGCCCCCCCCCCCCCCCCCCUUGCGUGUUCGAUGAGUACAACCGCGAGAACAGCAACACUUGCCUCCUUUCUGGCCGUUUCCUUCUCUUUUCUUGCCCAACUCCCCUCCAACCCAACAACACUUCACUCUUUUCACUAUACAGAGCCUAUAGGAGCAUCUCAACAUAUGCCGUAACUAGCUCACGCCAUAUUGUAACUGCGCAUAAUAAUUCUCUUCCCACCACGCCACUCUUUCAGAUGCUACCUUGCUCGUCUGUGACGUAUAACGCGUUUGGAUGCAUGCAGGCGUCGUUCUUCUCGUUCGAUAGCUAUCGCGGAUGUUUCUUCUUUCGCGUGACGUCACACCAAGGUAAACGCCUCAUUAGAGGAAUGGGCAUGCUGCAAAUACCUUCGAGAAGAAAGACAACUUAAAAUAGCGCUGAUGGAGCGUGUUCUAGUCAUGGCGUCACAUUCCCUUCUGCUGACUUGAUAAUCUGGAAACUGAUACAUCCAGAAUACGACCCCAAGUCCUGCAAAUGUACAGUCACUCAAUGCUAGCGCACAGUGAGCCAAGCAUACAUGUAAGCAAGAAAUCAAAAUCAAGUGAGUGCCCUCAACGAACGGAGGGAAACUUUCGACCACGAAAUAAAAUUCCAGGUAGUCUGUGCAGUCACAACACACACAAUACUAUGUUAAAACUGCUUAAUGCAAGGACUCAGAGGUUUGUAACACUAUUAAACAACGACUGUUGCACCCUAGGUAAACUGGUUCUUGCCCUAACAGACCCAAUGAAAGUGCUUGUUUGCCUAUUAAUGAAUACUCCUAAAGGCGUAAACUUCACUCGUAUAUUAUAAAAUAAUUAUUAUAUAUUUCAUUAUAUAUUAGAAAUAAAUGUGAUGGCUAAUUCACAUCUUGGCAUAAUACCAUGCGGAACAGUUCACCAAGACAAAUAAUUCUGGUUAUGCGUCGCAUAUUAUGGGUUUACAUUGUGAAACUGCCCAAAAUUCCAAAGCACUCUAAUUUUUUUUUGCUUCACUUAAGUACUUGUUAAAAAUGCUACGCCGUACAACAAUUUCGGCACUUGCAACUGCAAUUAGGAAUUCGUACCAAACCUCAGUUCACAACCUGCUUUCGGCUUAAAUUCAUAAAUUAAAGAUUGAACGCGAAAAAUUGUUGGAUGUAUGAAAAAGAAAUGCACACCUUGAACCCGACGGUGAAAAACCAAUCCAGCAGCACGUCUCAUUAUCUCCUCCCCUGCAAAUUCCAGCCAGCCGAAUACGCUUGUUCUGAUACUGGCUUAACUGUGAAAAUAGUCAAGUGUCACCGUUUAAAGCUUUUCUGCAGCUGCCUUUCUUUGAAAAGGGGGAAAAAAGGGAGACAUUCCUAGGAUGUUACUGAGAAAACUUUCUGUGGAGCCUGUGCGAUACGAAAACAAGGCUCGAAAUACACCGCUAACGAUGCUUUCAUUUUGGAGUCUGGAGUAGCUCUCUAGGGAAUAUACUCAUCCCAAUUCAUAAUGAAAGUUCACGCCUGAGAAAAAGUAUCGGGCACAACAGGUGCACAGGUGCCAUUAAAAAUUUAAAAAAAGGAGAAUCCCUUUGUAGUUUGGACGCCCUGUCCGAAAUUCAAUGGUGAACAUCUGUUUACAUAACGCGAAGCUAUGGCUGAACCUAUCGUUUCCAGGCCGAAUGCAGUAACCGCGAAACACUCCUGGUCCGAAUACUUUCAUUCAACGGUGUACGUAAUAAUAAGUGACAUAAAAGUGCAACUUAUUCCUCUAUACGAGAUGAAAGGUCUCGCUCGAGUUUAAAGAAAUAAUAAUGCGAACCACCUUUAGCUGACACUAGGAUAAUUCAAUCUAAACAGCGCUCUGACUUAGCAGCACUUUGUUUUUUUGUUUAGUUUUUUUCCUCCUCUGUUUCAAAUACGCUAAAUUACUCUGUGCAAACAAUGAUUCCCUUAAUAGAGUUGACUGCCAUGUUUGUAAAGGACUGUAGCGGUGUCAGCACGAAAUGUACACUGAACAAAAUGGUAUUGUUUGACUUUCCUCUUGUCUAGUGUCAUUUUGCGCUACGACCAUCGCAUAAUGUUUAGCCUUUUCUUACCGUCUCGCAGUGUCGCAAGACAGUAUAGUUCCUGACAACGAGUCUCACUGAUGGCUCUGCCUUGUUAUUUGUACGAAUUUGAGUUCUGAGAACAGGUGUUUUAGCAGCUCGCUGUGCAGGAGAUAAAUUCUGGAGACAGUAGGCUCUCUUUACGCUUAUCUAUAGCGAUAGUGCCUCCCAGAACACAAAAAUGCUUUGAACACCUAAUUUGUUGGCGUAGUAAUAGAGAUAAAACCCUUAGACCUUAUGAAUUCAACGAUAACAUGGAUUGAAAUCAAGGUGAACGAAAAGAGAUGAGGCUAUUAAGAUAGCACCGAUGAACACUGCGGUAGGGGUUUUCGUCGAUGAGGCUUGAAUAUAUGACGCUGAGAUGUAUGCACGCACGUAUUUGGUGCCCAUUUGUAUUAUACAGAAAAACUAUCGAAACGCUACCUUAGAAAGAAAUUCAGAAAGCGCCUUAAAGAAACGAAAAUGAAGAACCUGUCACCGGCUUUCACAAGAACGCAAAAACAUCAGUUUUUUAAUGUAAUUGUACACUAUUUUACAUUUUCAUUGCAUAAUGAGAAAGCUCUGUGACCACAUCUUCGCAGAUUCAAUGCCGUCGAACCUUCAAAGGCGUCUAAUUGUCGAGCAUAAUUACUACUUUCCUUCGCUCUAAAUUCCUGACGUACAUGUAACUUAACAAACAAUGCAAACGUCGAUAAAAAAACGUUGAUAAUGCACCUCUGCAGGUAUGUUUAUCGCUACAGAAUAAAUAUUUCUCUACGAGUUAAUGUCCUCAGAGAUUUCGGCAGCUAUCGUGAACAGUAAAGUAAUAAUAAUAGUAAUAAUAACAGUAAUGGGGGAGGGGAUACAAAGCACGUGAAGGUGACAAUUUUGAGCGUAGCAAGUAAGUAUUUAAGCACAGCAGACAAAUAAGCAGUAGUUAGAACAUAUUUUGUUAAAUUUCAUCUUGCCUAGCAGACUACGAUCACACGCUCAAAUUUUCUUAGUAUUUAUCCUAGAAUUUCACUUUGUUGUAGCAGAGGAUGGUUCACCUUACGCGUAAUGGCUCCAGAAAUUUAACCUGUGAUUGUAGCCGUUCAUAACAGUUACCUUAGGAAUAGAUCAACAAGUCCGUCAAUUCUUCAAAGGCCGUUAAGAAUUUCAUAAAAGAAAUAUCACGUAUAGUUUUUCAAGAACAAAAGUAUAUUUUCUCAGUAACUGAUGUGCAAGGACACUUAAAUACAGGUCUCAGCUGUGCAUUAAGUAUGUCGCUAUAGAGGAGGCAGAAGCUAGAAUUGCGAAACGCAGUGGGUAAGCAAAAACACUGAAUCUGCAAUGACUAAAAAAAUUAGAGGUCGUGCCAUAUCGUUCCAUAGAAAUGCGCAAAGUACAGUUUAAUGCCGCCUUUACACCGUUGGCUAUUCAACCAGAAAACGUUCGUCUUGUCGCCCUGCACAAUAACUUCAUCCUGCAAGUUACGGAAACAAUUUAUGAUAACCAGCGCUAGCUCUUUGUCGAGAAGUCGAAACACUUCAAAAAAAAAGAUGGGAACUCGUUUCUAAAGCUUUGUCAGGCCUUGUGUGAAUGCUCUGUUGAACGCUUUCCUGCUGAAAUUGAGGUAAAAGAUUGUCAUCAUUCAUACCACGAAUGAUCUCCUCGAAAAAAAAAAAACACUGUGCUUGUAAAGCGCGUCAAGUCAUAUUCCACACCUGACGAUGUUCGGUACCCGUUUGAACACGACAAUGCCCGUGUUUUUGUUGCGCAUGUUUCACUUCUGUCUUUCGUUUUUUCACUGCUAAUAAAGUGGAGCCAAGCAUUUGCUAUUGCU
Dermacentor silvarum is the source of this 12022-nucleotide messenger RNA. RefSeq names its product tubby-related protein 4-like (gene Tusp). The record is from RefSeq and is a predicted model, not a curated record. Lineage: Eukaryota; Metazoa; Arthropoda; Arachnida; Ixodida; Ixodidae. The coding region runs from base 659 to 4564 and encodes 1301 amino acids. Gene Ontology annotation, molecular function: protein binding. The transcript has 16 exons.